CCCGGCGAGUCGGAGAUCGAAGCCCAAAGUUGCUACAUUCACCAUCAUAUCGUGUGCAUAGCUCGAAAGGCAAAGUAAGUGGGAUCAAGCUGGUAGUUUCUACGGGGAGGAGCAUGACGCUUACCAGUUCCCAGAGCUCUUUUCUCAGAACAACGCUCUGAACACUUGAUCUGGAUAACACCACGAUUCACCAUGUCCGGAGUAACCAGAACGCUGGGUCCAGAGUCUGGAGGAGCUAGUUCAGAGAAGCCCGGCAGGCAACGAGGCCCGGUCGAGGAGGUCAUUGCAAAACGAAUGAGACAGGUCGGCAAGAAAUUGCAACGAAUCAAGGCGUAUUCGUCCAUUGAAGGUGCAAAGCUCAACGCGGACCAGAAGGCCGCUUUGACCACUUUACCUGCUCUUGAAGCCGUCUAUAAGGAGCUCGAGGACCUUAUCAAAGAGAAGGGCCCGGUUGAUGAACAAGAGCUCAUCCAGGCUGCGAAGCUUAGAGAAGCCCAGGAAGCUGCGAACGCCAGCGCAUCUUCUGGAGCCUCGGCAAUAUUUGAGUCCUACAAGGCAUCUCUCGCCAAGAAUCUCCCUCCAUUCAUCCGCCUGCAUUCUCUCCUUCAUCCCGCCAGACCCUCGGAUCAUGAACACUUGACCUUUGGUCAUCUCACGCUACCUCACAAUCUUCAAGAUGAAGUUCAGGCCACCGAUAUUCUACGAGUUGGCCGUAUGUGGGCAGAUUUGCAGAGAGACGAAGAUUCUGCUCGGAGAGUGCUCGAUCUGCUCGCUGGUGGACCGGAUGGAGAGGACAGCGAGAAUGACCAUGUGCACCACCUGCUCGGGCUCUUGUCCGAAUCACAGACUGGUCAGGACCAAUUGGACUCCUCUCAGCAUUCGGCUCAAAUUGAAACAGGAAACCCCGCCGCAGAAGCAUACGAAUCGGAAACGAGAACAGCACCACCGUCCAUUACUGCGAAUUCUGCUUAUCCGCCUAACGGGUAUGGCGAAAUGCCAGAAGAGACGGCCGAGGCUGAACCUGUGAAAGACAACGGAGGAGCGAUCAACUUCUUGCAAGCGGACGAGUUGGGAGCUGGAGAAGAUGGAGGCGGUGACGCGGUCGACGCGGGCACCGAGCAUAGCUUCGAGGUCGUCCCCAUGCUCGAGCCUCACCAGACCUCCGGAAUGCAACCUCCCGUCGAUUAUCUGCAGCAUGACGCUCUACCUGCUUCAAGGACAGUAACCCCCUCUCGUUUCGAUCUCACGUCUCAGGUGGACUCACAGCCUGCCAACUGGGCAGACCUAGAUCAGGAAGACAAUGAAAACCAGCAGGAUGGGACAGUAGCUGCUGAUGAAGAAGCUACCGCAAGCAACGUUCACGUUGGUGCUCAGACCAACCACGCCGAGACACCAUCGGAGGAGCCUUCCAAGGUCGAUUCGUCCGAGCAUGCUGCAUCCUCUUCACGCCGAACACCCGACUCAAAGCAGACGCCUCGUCGACCAAAUGAUCCCAAGCGAACCAAAUCUGGAGGAGGUGCUCAGCAAGAACGUCAACGACAGGCGAAGGAACCAGCGAGAAAGACAGUAGUUGACGAAGAUGGAUUCGAGAUGAAAGUAAGACGGGCACCUGCCCCGGUCAGUCGAGGACGUGGGCGCGGAGGAUCCAGAGGAGGAGCGAGACCCGAAGGCCGUGGUGCUUCGCAGGGCGGAAGGUCAGGUUCCGGCCCACGGCCCAAUGGGUCUGCGGAAGGGCAGGGCAAUGGAGCCGGACAGGGUAUGUCGAAGAACAAUGGUCAGAACCAGAGACGUCGAGAGCAGGGCGGAGGUCAGACCGGGACCACUGGACAAGCUCAGACGCCAAAAGAGAGCAUCUUCAAGCCUGCCCAAACAGCCUCAGGCACCGCAUGAUAUAGGUGCAAUUGAGAAGGGUACGGACAUGAAAAGGAGAGACUUAGCGGCGGGAGGAGAAGUGUACGAUGAUUGGCGUGGUCCAACGCAUUGAGCAUUCCUACAUCCUAUCCUCAGUAGCAUGCAAAACUCGGCGCAAUAGCUGCAACGAAGUCUGACCAAUUGCAAACACACGACGGUCAAUGCUUCCACGAUAUUGGCGCAGAACCAUACUAACC
Kockovaella imperatae is the source of this 2108-nucleotide messenger RNA. RefSeq lists its product as hypothetical. NCBI's taxonomy places the organism in Eukaryota, Fungi, Basidiomycota, Tremellomycetes, Tremellales, Cuniculitremaceae. The coding region runs from base 193 to 1890 and encodes 565 amino acids. The transcript is spliced from 6 exons. The record is from RefSeq and is a predicted model, not a curated record.